UAUAAUAUUUUUACACUAUACCUAAAAGUACUUUUGUAUCUUGAGAAAGGAAUGGAAACCAUAAUAUUUUUUGCUAAAAUUUGUUGAAAUUUUUUUCCAUCUAUUUUUAUAUUAUUCUAUUUUGAGAGAAAUUAUUUUUGAUAUAACUAAUAAACGGUCUUUUCGGAUUGUACUGAGAAAGAGAGUACUGCCAACAACUUAAUAAAUCAGACGACUGUGUGCCCUAUACUCAGCUGAAUAUAGAUUUCUUAUAUUUUUUAACUCUGUGUGCAAAAUUUGCUUUACUGGGCCUUUUCUUGUGUCUAUCUUGAUUGAGUUUUUGGUAAUCUUAAGGGCAUUUCCACUCAACUUAUCUUUUACUGUUCUGUAACUCUUGUUAUCUACAGGUAAAGUUUUUUUUUUCUGCAAUUGUGUACAAUUGUUCUCUCUCUUUUAUGUCAUCAUACUUUGAGUUGUUCCUGUAAUUUUUUGAAAUUGCAAAUUACUGUUUCUGUAUGCAAACACCAUGUGGUAUUUGUUUGUUGUACCUGCACCAAAGAACUUUGAGACUCACAUGAAUAGCUUAUUGUUAUGGACCUGAACCAAAGUGUUUAAUAGUCAUCAUUUUCUUUCCAUGAAGUGAACUGUUUCAUAAUUUUUUUCUGCAGGUUGAUUUAGAAGAUUUACUUGUAACUCAAACACCACAUUCCUCUGUGCUGUAAAUAGUUGCUUAAGUGUUCCUAGUCAAAGUAUUUUCUCCCUUUGUGUGAGUGUCAGAGUGUGUGUGUGAUUUUUUUUUUUUUUUUUUUUUUUGGGGGGGGGGGGGGGUCUGUGUCUGUGUGUAGUCAUGAAAGAAGGACGCCUUCUUUCAUGGUGUAGUGUUGAAGUCAUGAGGAGAAUUUUGUUUGGAACCUUUCAACAGUGCUUUUACUUAAAUUAAUGUUAGUGUGGUAGAAAAACAUUAGACUGUUACCCAGUCAGGGUUAUAAAAUAAAUAAAGAAACCAAAGACAAAACUUUUUUUUGGUGUGUGUUGUGUGGGGGGGGGGGUAUUUUCUUUAUCAAAGUGGUUAGUAUUAAGCAUUUCCUCUUGUUUCUUUUGAUAUCCAUGUAUUUAUUCGUUAAUUUUCAUGUGUGUUUCUUUUCAUGUAAUGUCUGUGUUUUUUUAAGAUGAUCAUUCUUAUUUGCGUGCAUGUUUGAUGUGGAUGGCAAGUUGAAGGUGUGAAUACUACUUGUUUUACCAUGUAAUUUACAAUAAACUUCGCCCCUUUGAUGAUAAAACUGGAACUUUGCUGUACAAUCCUAUCUGGAGCAAGUUAUCUUUCAAAAAGAGCUUCCGUCUUGUGGAUGGAUUGGGCCUCAACACCUUCACUUCCAUUGGCUGGUCGCAGUGGUGCAUCAGCAAUUGUACCAAAGAAAAGUAAUCGCGGUGUGUCAACUGUGUCACCGUUUAUUUGUCCUGAUUGUGGGAAGACCUACAAACAUAAGAUUACUCUAAAUCGGCAUGUCAGACUUGAGUGUAAUAAGGAACCCCAGUUUCAGUGUCCAGUGUGUCCCAUGCGCUUCAAGCAAAAGGGCCAUAUGGCAUUUUAUCAAUUCCCAAUUCUUGGGAAUUAUGUCCUUCAACCCGUACUUCCAACUGUGAAAACACACCAAUAGAUGGGCCUUAUCCUUGCCCUUCAUGUGGCAAAGUGUACAAAUGGAAGAUAACAUUAAAUAGGCAUCUUAAAUUAGAGUGUGGACAAGAACGCCAAUUUCAAUGUAAUCAGUGUUUUAUGCGUUUCAAACGGAAAGGCCAUCU
Messenger RNA from Thrips palmi, 1779 nucleotides. RefSeq names its product longitudinals lacking protein-like. Gene Ontology annotation, biological process: regulation of transcription by RNA polymerase II. The record is from RefSeq and is a predicted model, not a curated record. Gene Ontology annotation, molecular function: DNA-binding transcription factor activity; RNA polymerase II cis-regulatory region sequence-specific DNA binding. The coding region runs from base 1251 to 1637 and encodes 128 amino acids. The transcript has 3 exons. NCBI's taxonomy places the organism in Eukaryota, Metazoa, Arthropoda, Insecta, Thysanoptera, Thripidae.